Messenger RNA from Poecile atricapillus (Black-capped chickadee), 1057 nucleotides. RefSeq names its product PAF1 homolog, Paf1/RNA polymerase II complex component (gene PAF1). NCBI's taxonomy places the organism in Eukaryota, Metazoa, Chordata, Aves, Passeriformes, Paridae. Gene Ontology annotation, biological process: transcription elongation by RNA polymerase II. The record is from RefSeq and is a predicted model, not a curated record. Gene Ontology annotation, cellular component: Cdc73/Paf1 complex. Bases 60 to 902 code for a protein of 280 amino acids. The transcript is spliced from 11 exons. Gene Ontology annotation, molecular function: chromatin binding; RNA polymerase II complex binding.
GGCGCGCGGAAGUGACGUCGGCGGAAGGCGCCGCGCGGAGCCCGGAGUAGCCGCCGGCCAUGGCGCCCACCAUCCAAACGCAAGCGCAGCGCGAUGAGCCGGGGCACCGGCCGAGCUCGCACCGGACCCUCCCGGAGAGGUCCGGGGUCGUUUGCCGGGUCAAGUUCUGCAACAGCCUCCCCGACAUCCCCUUCGACCCCAAAUUCAUCACCUACCCCUUCGACCAGAGCAGGUUUGUGCAGUACAAGGCGACGUCUCUGGAGAAGCAGCACAAACACGAUUUGCUGACGGAGCCGGACCUGGGCGUCACCAUCGACCUCAUCAACCCCGACACGUAUCGCAUCGACCCCGGGGUUCUCCUGGACCCUGCGGAUGAGAAGCUGCUGGAGGAGGAGAUCCAGGCACCCACCAGCUCCAAGAGGUCCCAGCAGCACGCCAAGGUGGUGCCGUGGAUGCGCAAGACCGAGUACAUCUCCACCGAGUUCAACCGCUACGGAGUGAGCAACGAGAAACCCGAGGUCAAGAUUGGGGUGUCGGUGAAGCAGCAGUUCACAGAGGAGGAGAUUUACAAGGACAGGGACAGUCAGAUCGCGGCCAUCGAGAAAACCUUCGAGGACGCCCAGAAAGCGAUCACACAGCACUACAGCAAACCCCGCGUCACCCCCCUGGAGGUGAUGCCCGUGUUCCCCGACUUCAAGAUGUGGAUCAACCCCUGUGCCCAGGUGAUUUUCGACUCCGACCCGGCGCCCAAGGACACCUCGGGGGCGGCGGCGCUGGAGAUGAUGUCCCAGGCCAUGAUCAGGUACUGGGGACCCCAAAAUCCCCUUUCUGCACCCCAAAAUCCCCUUUGGGCACCCCAAAAUCCACCCCGGACACCUCGGGGGCGGCGGCGCUGGAGAUGAUGUCCCAGGCCAUGAUCAGGGGGAUGAUGGAUGAGGAAGGGAACCAGUUCGUGGCCUAUUUCCUGCCCGUGGAGGAGACGCUGCGGAAGCGCAAGCGGGAUCAGGAGGAAGAUGUGGAUUACGCCCCCGAGGAUGUGUAAGGGGGGAUUGGGGGG